Messenger RNA from Benincasa hispida (wax gourd), 1052 nucleotides. RefSeq names its product Nodulin MtN3 family protein (gene SWEET17). The record is from RefSeq and is a predicted model, not a curated record. NCBI's taxonomy places the organism in Eukaryota, Viridiplantae, Streptophyta, Magnoliopsida, Cucurbitales, Cucurbitaceae. Gene Ontology annotation, biological process: carbohydrate transport. Gene Ontology annotation, molecular function: sugar transmembrane transporter activity. Gene Ontology annotation, cellular component: membrane.
UAAUAAAAUAAAAGGCAUGAGGGGCACAAGUAUAACUUAAUAAAGGUAGCUGAGCUUUAAACGUUCUCACCCGCAGAUGCAACCAAAUCAUUUCUUCUUUCUCCAACAAACAAUGGCGAAACUCAGCUUUUUCGUCGGCGUAAUAGGAAACGUUAUCUCUGUCCUCAUGUUCCUUUCUCCGGUCGGAACAUUCCAGCGGAUUAUAAGGAAUAAAUCGACGGAGCAGUUCGAGAGUUUUCCGUAUGUGUGCACAUGGCUGAACUCCUCUCUAUGGACUUACUACGGUAUUAUAAAGCCUGGUGCCUACCUAGUCGCCACUAUCAAUACAUUCGGCGUCGUUGUACAGUCAUUUUUCCUCGGCGUUUUCCUCAUCUACGCACCUUCGGCAAUGAAGGUGAGGACGGGGAUUCUGGUAGGGAUUUUGGAUAUCGGAAUGUUGACGGCGACGAUUGCGGUGAGUGAAUUGGCAUUGGAAGGGGGAAAGCGUAUUGGAGCUCUAGGGUUUGUUUGUGCGGGGUUGAAUAUCAUGAUGUACGCUUCGCCGCUCUCUGUCAUGAAAACGGUGAUAAAGAGCCGGAGUGUGGAGUACAUGCCUUUCAUGCUAUCACUUUUCUUUUUUCUAAAUGGAGGAAUUUGGACUUUCUAUGCUUUUCUCGUUCAUGAUUGGUUUCUUGCGGUACCAAAUGGAAUGGGUUUAGGGUUGGGAUUGACACAACUUUUGCUGUAUGCAAUUUACAGAAAUGCCAAAAGGCCAUUAAACACUUCAAUAAUCACUUCACAACAUCAACAACAAAAUUCCCAAACCCAACCCCUCAUUUCUUCUUCACAUCCAGAUCCACAACCACAACCCUAAAUUUUCAACAUUCCUUCAAUAUAUAUAUAUAUUUAUAUAAUUUCUUUAAUUUUUUUUUUUAUCUUUAUUAUUUUUAAAGAAUUUGAGUGUGUUUUACUUUUAUACAUAAUGUAAGAGUUUGAUGACUCUAAAGUCAUAGAAUGUAUGCAAUUCGAGUUGUGGUUCUGGAGUUAAUUAUAUUUCAUACCUUUUCUUUAAA